AUGCUACUCAUUUUCGUCAUCAUUUUGGCUUCAGCCGCUAUACAAGGUAUGUUUUUGUUCAUGAUGUAGGGUAUAUUUAACACCUUAAGUUGUCAAACUUUUGAUUCUGAGAUAUUCAAAGCUUAAAUUAGAUCAUAACAGAGUGCUUGGUUCUACAAUCAUUUCGGCUUAAUCGUAAUACGUGGUAGAUUUUCGUUGAUGAUGCAAGGUAUAUGUAACACUCAAACUUAAAUUGUGAGACUGUAGAUUCUGAGACACUGGACGUUUGAAUGCCGUCAUUUCGAAAUUGGCGCAAUGUGCUGCUCAUUUGGUUUUUGGCUGAUCACUUUGGCUUCGGCUAAAAAGGCGGACAUGUUUUUUUUUGAUGAUAUAUUUAUCAGGACAUACUACUAUGGGGUAAAGUUUUGUAGAUCAAGAAGAUGUAGGGUAUUCUAUUAAGCUGACAUAAGUAACUUCAUCGCCUAUGUGGAUCGAGCGAUCAACUUAGAUGCUUUUGCAUAAAAAAAAUAACGAAUUUUGGUCUACAUUAAAGAUUUUUAUCAUAUGAACAACAACAUUUAUUCCCGUUAGAUACCUUGUUCACGGGUCAUAUGGUAUUCAAAUAAUGUUAGGCUAUCGAUUCCAUAAUUUUGACAUGAAACACUUGUAAACAGAAAUUUAAUCUGGCUUUUUCUCGUUAGACGUAGAGUGAGUAUGACCUCUUAUAAGCAUGCCUUUAGAAAUUCCUUAAUGAAAAUUUUGAGACAGAAUCCUUUCUUUGUAAAUUCUCAAAAGGUAUAACCGCAGAAAGAAAGGUGGAUAUACGAUUUUUUGACAGAAGUUACACCGCUAACCAAGAGGAAAUAGAGAGAAAAUUGAGCAGAGCAGCCCUGAUCGAGCGGGGUUACAGUAAAACAACAUCUACCCAAACAGACGAAGGAUUACUUCAUCUCAUCAUCCGCUAUAGGAAAAUCGUCCCCUGCCACAAUAUCACAAAAGUCGAAGAAGAAUUAAGUAGAAGUAUGCCUGGUAUCUGGGGACAAGAUGUUUCAGACCAAGUUCGAAAAGAAGCACUGAUGAAAAAAUGGGAAAAUCAACAAUGUACCGCCGGAAUUGAAAUUCAUGUUCCCAAAAAUGCUUGUCAACAGAAAAAGAAAGUUGUAAAGCGUGGAAUUAAGCUACAUUGUAAAAACCCCGAUUGCUUUUUUUGCUUCCGAGUUUCGUCAAUAAGUCAGUAA
Molecule: messenger RNA, 1217 nt
Organism: Pocillopora meandrina
Lineage: Eukaryota; Metazoa; Cnidaria; Anthozoa; Scleractinia; Pocilloporidae
Source: the annotation of a GenBank genome assembly